Messenger RNA from Phacochoerus africanus (Common warthog), 5567 nucleotides. RefSeq names its product G-patch domain containing 8 (gene GPATCH8). Gene Ontology annotation, molecular function: nucleic acid binding. The coding region runs from base 64 to 4587 and encodes 1507 amino acids. The transcript is spliced from 8 exons. Gene Ontology annotation, cellular component: nucleus. The record is from RefSeq and is a predicted model, not a curated record. NCBI's taxonomy places the organism in Eukaryota, Metazoa, Chordata, Mammalia, Artiodactyla, Suidae.
GGUGUCGCGGGAGGGACGGAGCGAACCGUAGAGCGUCGUCCUGAGAGGAGUGAAGGCGGCAAAAUGGCGGACCGCUUCUCCCGCUUCAACGAGGACCGAGACUUUCAGGGUAAUCACUUUGAUCAGUAUGAAGAAGGACAUUUGGAAAUUGAACAAGCAUCACUUGACAAGCCUAUAGAAUCGGAUAAUAUUGGACAUCGCUUACUCCAGAAACAUGGGUGGAAGCUGGGCCAGGGAUUGGGAAAAUCUCUUCAGGGGAGAACAGAUCCCAUUCCAAUUGUUGUCAAGUAUGAUGUCAUGGGCAUGGGUCGCAUGGAGAUGGAGCUUGAUUAUGCCGAAGAUGCUACCGAACGGCGCCGUGUCCUAGAAGUGGAAAAAGAAGACACAGAAGAGCUAAGACAGAAGUACAAGGAUUAUGUUGACAAAGAGAAGGCAAUUGCCAAAGCAUUGGAAGACCUCAGAGCCAACUUUUACUGUGAACUCUGUGAUAAGCAAUAUCAGAAACAUCAGGAAUUUGACAACCAUAUCAACUCCUAUGAUCAUGCACACAAGCAGAGAUUGAAAGAUCUCAAGCAAAGAGAGUUCGCUCGAAAUGUCUCUUCAAGAUCUCGCAAGGAUGAGAAGAAACAGGAGAAAGCCUUACGGCGGCUCCAUGAGUUGGCAGAGCAAAGAAAACAAGCUGAAUGUGCACCUGGAAGUGGUCCCAUGUUCAGACCAACCACAGUGGCUGUAGAUGAAGAAGGUGGAGAUGAUGAUAAAGACGAAUCAGCAACAAACAGUGGCACAAGUGCCACUGCCACUUGUGGCCUGGGAUCUGAAUUCUCCACAGAUAGAGGAGGCCCUUUCACUGCAGUACAAAUCACUAAUACUCCUGGACUGUCGCAGGCUCCCGGGUUAGCCUCUCAGGGUGUCAGUUUUGGCAUUAAGAAUAAUCUGGGGACCCCAUUGCAAAAAUUGGGAGUGUCAUUUUCCUUUGCCAAGAAGGCUCCUGUCAAACUUGAAUCAAUAGCAUCGGUUUUCAAGGACCACGCAGAGGAAGGGACCUCGGAAGACGGAACAAAAGCUGAUGAGAAGAGUUCUGACCAAGGACUGCAGAAGGUGGGAGAUUCUGAUGGAAACAGCAAUCUCGAUGGUAAAAAAGAGGAUGAAGACCCUCAGGAUGGAGGGUCCCUUGCCUCAACGUUAUCUAAAUUAAAAAGAAUGAAGCGAGAAGAAGGAGCUGGAGCUACAGAGCCGGAGUAUUACCACUACAUCCCCCCAGCACACUGCAAAGUCAAACCUAAUUUUCCUUUCCUACUCUUCAUGAGAGCCAGUGAACAAAUGGAAGGUGACAGUAGUACACACCCAAAGAAUGCCCUAGAGAGCAAAAAAAGUAGUUCUCCCAAACCUAAAGGCUGUAUCAAGGUGGCAGCAAGCCAAGGAGCAGAAAAGACAGUUAGUGAAGUCUCCGAGCAGCAGAUGGAAACUAGUGUGGCUGAGCCCUCGGAGCCUGGAAGCAAAGCUGAGACAAAGAAGGCUUCAGGAGGGGAUGCAAGUGAGCACAGUCUAGAGAGUCAGAAGGAUGCAGAGAUCCAAAUGUGUGAGUCUAACCCGCCUAAAGAAACCUCUCAGGCCUCUCCAGCACGGAAAGAUAGCCAGGAGGGACCCAAACAUCCUACUGGUCCCUUCUUUCCAGUUUUGAGCAAAGAUGAAAGCACUGCCCUCCAGUGGCCAUCAGAACUAUUAAUUUUCACGAAGGCAGAACCCUCCAUUUCAUACAGUUGUAAUCCUUUGUACUUUGACUUUAAGCUUUCAAGGAACAAAGAUGCCAGAGCUAAAGGGACAGAAAAGCCAAAGGAUAUAGGAGGCUCCUCAAAGGACCAUCUCCAAGGUCUUGAUCUGGGUGAGCCAAAUAAAGGCAAGGAGGAGGGAGAGAAUGUAGACCAUUCUUCAGGAGGCAAAAUGGAUGCCCCUGCUUCAGGGUCUGCUUGUAGCGGCCUGAAUAAGCAGGAGCCUGGGGGUAGCCAUCGGUCAGAGACAGGAGACACAGGGAGAAGCCUUCCUAGCAAGAAAGAACGAUCUGGGAGGUCCCACCGACACAAAAAGAAGAAGAAGCACAAAAAAUCCAGCAAACACAAACGGAAACACAAGACUGACCCAGAAGAGAAAAGCUCUAAGGCAGAGUCUGGGGAGAAGUCUAAGAAGCGCAAGAAACGAAAACGAAAGAAGAAUAAGUCGUCAGCUCCAGCAGAUUCUGAACGGGGCCCCAAACCAGAACCCCCGGGUAGUGGUAGCCCUGCGCCACCAAGACGACGACGGCGAGCUCAAGAUGAUUCCCAGCGGAGAUCCCUCCCUGCUGAAGAAGGGAGCAGUGGCAAGAAGGAUGAAGGCGGAGGCGGUAACAGCUCCCAAGAUCAUGGUGGGAGGAAGCACAAAGGUGAACCUCCAACUUCAUCCUGCCAGCGAAGAGCUAGCACCAAACGGAGCAGCCGAUCCAGCCAUCGAAGUCGACCCAGUAGUGGAGAUGAGGAUAGUGAUGAUGCUUCAUCACGCCGGCUGCACCCGAAGUCUCCAUCGCAGUACAGUGAGGAGGAGGAGGAAGAGGAGGAGGAGGAGGAGGAGUCCGGCAGUGAGCAUUCCCGAAGCCGCUCCCGGUCUGGCCGGCACCAUUCCUCCCGCCGUUCCUCCCGCCGUUCUUACUCGAGUAGCUCAGAUGCUUCUUCAGACCAGAGCUGCUAUAGUAGGCAGCACAGUUACUCUGAUGACAGCUAUAGUGACUAUAGUGACCGGUCACGAAGGCACUCCAAGCGCUCCCACGACUCUGAUGACUCAGACUAUGCCAGUUCCAAGCACCGGUCCAAACGACACAAAUAUUCAUCUUCUGAUGAUGACUACAGCAUCAGCUGCAGCCAGUCCCGAAGCCGGUCUCGGAGUCAUACCAGGGAGCGCUCAAGGUCUAGGGGUCACAGCCGCAGCAGCAGUUGUAGUCGUAGCCGGAGCAAACGGCGAAGCCGCAGCACCACAGCCCACAGCUGGCAGCGGAGCCGGAGCUAUAGCCGGGACCGCAGCCGCAGUACCCGGAGCCCCUCCCAGAGAUCAGGCUCCAGAAAGGGAUCAUGGGGUCAUGAGAGCCCCGAGGAGAGGCGUUCUGGUCGUCGAGACUUCAUUCGCUCUAAAAUCUACCGUUCCCAGUCUCCCCACUAUUUCCGAUCAGGCCGAGGAGAAGGUCCCGGGGAGAAGAAGAAAGAAGAUGGCAGAGGAGAUGAUGGUAAAGGGAUAGGCGCACCCUCACAGAACAGCAGUGUUGGUGUAGGACGAGGCUCAGAAGGUGACUGCAGCCCUGAAGACAAGAACUCUGUCACCGCCAAACUGCUACUGGAGAAGAUCCAGUCCAGGAAAGUGGAGAGGAAACCCAGUGUGAGUGAGGAGGUGCUGGCCACCCCUAAUAAAGCCGGGCUCAAGCUCAAGGACCCCCCCCAAGGUUAUUUUGGGCCCAAGCUUCCCCCUUCUCUUGGCAAUAAGCCUGUCCUUCCACUGAUAGGGAAGCUCCCAGCGACCCGAAAGCCCAACACCAAGAAAUGUGAAGAGUCUGGCUUAGAAAGAGGGGAAGAGCAAGAACAGUCAGAGACAGAAGAAGGGCCUCCAGGGAAUAGUGAUGCCCCAUUUGGACAUCAGUUCCCCUCAGAGGAAACAGCUGGCCCCUUGUCAGACCCACCCCUGGAAGAGCCAAAGUCAGAAGAGGCUACUGCUGAUCACCCUGUGGCUCCUCUAGGCACCCCAGUGCACUCUGACUGCUAUCCUGGGGACCCAACCAUCCCCCAUAACUACCUCCCUGACCCCAGUGACGGGGACACGCUUGAGUCCCUGGAUAGUGGCAGUCAACCAGGCCCUGUGGAAUCGAGCUUGCUGCCUAUAGCGUCAGACCUUGAGCACUUCCCCAGUUAUGCACCUCCCAGUGGGGAGCCUAGUAUUGAGUCAGCCGAUGGGGCUGAGGAUGCUUCCCUAGCCCCCCUGGAAAGCCAGCCCAUCACCUUCACUCCUGAGGAGAUGGAGAAGUAUAGCAAACUCCAGCAGGCUGCACAGCAACACAUCCAGCAGCAGCUUCUGGCCAAGCAAGUAAAGGCCUUUCCAGCCUCGGCUGCCCUGGCCCCAGCCACUCCAGCCCUGCAACCCAUCCAUAUUCAGCAGCCAGCCACAGCCUCUGCCACCUCCAUCACAACUGUUCAGCAUGCCAUCCUACAGCAUCAUGCUGCAGCAGCUGCUGCUGCCAUUGGCAUUCACCCCCACCCUCAUCCCCAGCCACUUGCCCAAGUGCAUCAUAUUCCCCAGCCCCACCUGACCCCCAUUUCCUUGUCCCACCUUACUCAUUCAAUCAUCCCUGGCCACCCUGCCACCUUUCUCGCUAGCCAUCCCAUCCACAUCAUCCCCGCCUCAGCAAUCCAUCCCGGGCCCUUCACCUUCCACCCUGUUCCACAUGCUGCCCUCUACCCUACCCUGCUUGCCCCGCGGCCUGCUGCAGCAGCCGCCACUGCCCUCCACCUCCACCCGCUGCUUCACCCCAUCUUCUCAGGUCAGGACCUGCAGCACCCCCCCAGCCAUGGCACAUGAGUUGGGGCACAGGAGCUCAGGCGGGGCCAAGGAAGGUGACCCAUAAAUCUUCCCUUGGGGUGUUGAGCCAUUAAUACCAGCAAGUAGAAGCUGGGCUGGGCAGUGUCUGACAGCCAAAGAAUUGGAUUUUGGCUAACAGGGGUGGUUUUAGGUUUGAGGUUUGCUUUGGGCUUACUAUCAGGGAUUCUUUUCCCCUGUUCCCCCUUUCCCUUUUCGGUUUGUCCCUCUCCCUCUCUCGUGUUUCUAAGCUAGGAAACACCAGUAAGUGCUACUACCCACCCCUCUGCAACAUCUCCAGACUGUCGAGUUUAGAUACUCCCUUCCUCCCUCUACUUUUUAAUCCUCUGCACUUCCGUCUAUAAAUUUUAAAGCAUUUUCCUCCUCUCUGGCUGGCGGGUUGUCCAUCUGGUCCUGCCUCUCUCAGUGUCUUUGACCUUGGUGACCUUAUUUAUCCCGGGUAAGGUGGAAAGGGAGUCUGACCUGGAAGCGAUGCCACUCAGGCUGUCAUUCGAUCCACUUCCCACACAAACAGAGAGCCACGCACGUGGCACUGUUGUCCUAGCGUCCCUCAUCCCAGAAGAGACAUCUGCAUAUCUCAGAAAAGAAGAUCCUAUCAUGGAUAGAAGCUGUGUGGAACAUAGAGUCACCCAUGUGCGUCCCCAAAGAGGAGCUCAUGUGUCUGAAGGGUGUAUUUUCUUCUGUCAUGUUGAUGUUUCCUUCUUAAUUUAUAGGAUUUUUUAAUGUAAAAAAAUUGCACUGAACUCUAUAAACGUAAAUGCUGCUUUUUGUAGCUCAUAUAAAAAAGGUUCCAUAUUUGUAGUAUACUGCAAUAAUAUUUUUUACAUCCAGCUCUUUAAGUGAUCUUUGUUCUGGUGGCUUUGUGUAAAUAUGUUUGCCCUAGUUGAAUUAAGAAACUUUAAAGGUUAUAAAAUGAAAACAAAAAAUAAAUAAAGUAUUUGUUUUCUGCUAGAUGCAAAAAA